ACAACUUGAGCACAUUAAAUUACAAACACAUUAGAAUUUACUUUAAAAUUCAACUUUUAACUUAAUCAUAGAAUGAACAAAAUUCUCAGUCAUUUAUAUAACUGAGCUAAAAGCGGCCUGUUAUUAUUUAUUAAACACUUUGCAUCUUUAAAGCAAAGCAGUGGCACUUUUUUCAAGUGAACAUUUUGGUAUGUUUUUGCAUCAUGACCCUGUCAGUCUGCUCCGUGAAGCGUUCGAGCAGGCCAUUGAAAAGACUCAUUGUGUCUUGAGUCUGUCUUCAGUUGUGUUCACUGAGAGAGCAGUCUGUGACAUUAUACACAAGCACAGCACUGCUGCCUACAGUCAUGGGUUGUUAUGAAUGCUGUAUGCGCUGUCUGGGAGGAGUGCCGUACGUCUCUCUGGUGGCCACUCUGCUGUGUUUCUCUGGCAUUGCUCUGUUCUGCUGCUGUGGAAAUCAGGCCCUUACAGAGAGCGAAAGACUUAUCGAGACGUACUUCACCCGUGAGCAUCAGGACUACAUCACCCUAGCGUACCUUAUUGAGUAUUUUCAGUACAUCAUUUAUGGCCUGGCCUCCUUCUUCUUCCUGUACUGUAUAGUCCUGCUGGCUGAAGGUUUUUACACCACCAGUGUAGUCCGGCAGUCAUUUGGAGAAUUUCGUAGUACAGUAUGUGGGCGCUGUCUCAGCACAACGUUCAUUGUAAUCACAUAUAUCCUGGUUGUGAUCUGGUUGCUGGUGUUCUCUCUCUCUUCGCUUCCUGUCUACUUUUUUUACAACAUGGCAAACACCUGUCGCACUAUCAGUGUCCUCUCUGAAACGCCCUCCAGCAUCAGCCAGCUGUGCAUUGAUGCCAGACAGUACGGUUUACUUCCAUGGAGUGCAGUACCAGGAAAGGCUUGUGGGAUGACCCUGUCUAAUGUCUGCAAGACAAGAGAGUUUCUCCUGAUCUAUGAUCUCUUCAUCGCUGCCUUCGCUGGAGCGGGGAUGACAGUCUUGGCUCUGCUCACAUUCACUGUGUCCACCACCUAUAACACUGCAGUCCUGCGGUACCUGGGGAGGAAAGGCAUCGGUCCACGCUGUUAACGUCUGUUCUGUUCUACGCUCAAUAACAGCACACUAUUGGAGCAUCUUCAUCAACACAACACAAUUUCCUGACUCUCUUUUACUUUUUUUGGAUAUAAAGAUUUACAAGCUUGGAAUCUGCCUUUUAAAAAAUGCAAAUAAAAAUUAUAAUCGGGUAGAAAUAAAAAAAAAAUGAUGCUUGAAUUUCAAUCUCAUGGUGGCGGGAGCUGGUUUCCAUGGUGACCAUCCCUCACAUCUGGUUGUCAUGGAGAGAGACAGCGAUGCUUGCUGUUUUCUUGUGACCCCAGUGCUGUUUUUCUCACAGCCUCUUUAAAGGACUGAGAAAAGGACUGAAACAAUGGAUCAGCCCUCUUGGUGAGAAGAAAGCCCCGGCACAAUCCCAUGCUCGGGCUCAGUGUAGGCAUCAGAAGAUAUCGCCCACAGACAAAGAGGCUUCUGGGACUUUUCAGCUGCUUGAAUAAAAGCCUUUCUGUCACCGGUGCACAGAUGAGCAGGUAUUUUACUCCAGAGCGUGCCGUUACUAAUAGUGUUUCGUGGCUGGGAUAUCUCACUGAAAACUGAGAGUGAAAGACACAAAAAAAUGGAAAAAAGCAGCCUUAUCAGCCGUAGAUUAUUUAGUUUGUUUUCUGUAGAUAUAUAUUUUUUUUUCUUAACUAAAGGUAACUAAUUCAGGAAGUUAUAAUGUAUUCCAUCCUGAUCAUUUUUAUUUUAAUUAUUUUUUAUUUUUUUUAUGUUGGAUGAUCACCCCACAUCAUUUGGUGAAAGCAAGAUUUCCGUCUAGAUUUAAAGCAGUAGUUCACCUAAAUAGUUCACAAAUGAAAACCGUCAUGGUUUCCUCGUCCUUGUGUCAUUCCAAACCCGUAUCUCCUCACAAAAUCCAAUAUGUGUGACUAGUGCACUACAUCACAAGUCAACUCCAAUUGUUGUUGUCCUUUAAAAAACAUGCUUUUCAACAAAGUGGUAAAAUGUCAUUUGUGCUUCCUCGUAAACAAAUUUGGCAUCAUUGAUAUUAAACCUGUUGUACUGACUCAUCGAUGGCUCUAAAUGUGGUGCACAAGUCAUACAGACUACACUUUUUCAUGGUGCUUUUUUGUUCUUAGAGCAUAUUUUUAUUGCUGGAAAAAAAUGGGCACCAUUAACAUUCUUCAAAAUAUCUCCUCAUUUGUUACAGGGAUGAAUUAAAGUCAUACAGAUUUGGAACAACGUGACUGCGACAAAUAACUGUUUUUCCAUUAACGUGUGAACUGUUGAUGUUGUUUUGUAACUCUAAUUAUCAGGAGAUUAUUGUAGUUAUUGUAUAACAUGUUCUUUUGCUAAACUUCUAAUUAAUAAGUAAGUUCUUGUCAUUUAUUAAAGGGAUUAUUUCAUUACCACUAACAGUAUUUUUUUAGAUUUUUUUUUUUGUACAGACUACGUUUAUUUUCUUCUUUUAACCUGCUGCUUGGCUGCAGUUUGUUGGUCUCUUGGUUCUGUAAAAUCUGAUGUCUGGGAGGUUUAGCAGACAAUAAAGCUCAGUGCCUUUCACCAGU
Molecule: messenger RNA, 2611 nt
Organism: Carassius auratus (goldfish)
Lineage: Eukaryota; Metazoa; Chordata; Actinopteri; Cypriniformes; Cyprinidae
Product: myelin proteolipid protein
Exons: 7
Coding region: 345-1082 (245 amino acids)
Biological process (GO): axon development; central nervous system myelination
Cellular component (GO): myelin sheath; plasma membrane
Molecular function (GO): structural constituent of myelin sheath
Source: RefSeq, a predicted model, not a curated record